ACCUAUCGCACGUCGCUUCGCGCUGUAAAAACCCACAAAAAAGAUGUUAUAAUAAAAACAAAGAUAUAUAAAUCAGAUAGUGAAACCCAAAAGCUAAAUUCCCUAUCGCUACCAAAAUAAAUCUGUGUUCCCCAACUUACUACAUAUAAAAAUAUAAAACAACGCGAGUUAUUUCAAGUAAACGCAAUGGACUAAAGGUCAACAUAUUGCUAGGCGAUAAAAAGCAAGCUUCUAUAAAUUGUACACACAGUAAUCACAACACAAAGACGCAUGGAACGGAAUUAAAACAAGAGUUUAAUUUAGUUCUAGCUGGCAAAUUUUCACAUCAAAAACUUUCGCAAUACUAAGAAAAUGAAAUGAAAUCCCAUAAAUAAACACAAAUAUAAACAGCUAGCUUUGAAAACGCAGUGAAAACAAAAGCUAAACAAAUAACAAUAAACAAUAAUAAUGCACGUGUAUUACAAGUUUGGAUUACUCUUAAUAUUUUUACUAAGCGUAAGCAUUAGCCACACAAAUGCUGCACCAGCGGGCAGUGAGGAGGCAAAUCGAGGGGCCGAUUUCUCCGAGAACUACGAUGAUUAUAGUGAUGAUGAUGUAAGCGGGAUAUCGACAGGCGAUGAAGCGCCGGAGACAGCAGAAAAUAGACUGAUGCCACUAUCAUCCUCCACAUCGACCACCACCACAUUUCGACCAAUAUUUAAUAUACCCCGACGCAGUAACCAUGUCCUGGAGCCCAGUUGCCCGCGCAGCUGCCUCUGCUUGGAGGACUUUAAAUACGUUCAGUGUGCGAAUGCCCAUUUAACCCACGUGCCUCUGGACAUGCCCAAAACGGCUGCCAUCAUCGAUCUGAGCCACAAUGUAAUUGCUGAACUGAGGCCAGAGGAUUUCGCCAAUCUUUCCCGAGCGGUGGACAUCAAUCUGAAUCACAAUUUGAUCAGCCACAUAGACAAGGAGGUCUUCCAAGGCGCAGAGCGUUUGCAGCGCCUACGUUUGGCCAACAACCGGCUAACCAAAAUCGAUCCCGACACAUUUUCGGAGGCCAAGGAACUAACCCUACUCGAUUUGAGCAACAAUUCCAUAACCCAACGCCUGGAUGGAUCCUUUUUGAACCAGCCCAAUUUGUUGGAGUUCAGUUGCACCAAUUGCAGUUGGACGGAAUUGCCGCAGCAGACGUUCGAGAACAUGAGUGCCCUGGAAACACUCCGCUUGAACAUGAACGAUUUCAAACAGCAAAUCAAUACGAAAGCUUUUACGCCGCUAACAAAAAUAAUUAAACUAAAGCUGCCAGACUUGGAGCAGAAGAACAUUGAGAAGCUGUGUAAACUGUUGGACUCCAUUGACACCAUAAAUUUCCUCCACUUUGACAUCAGUUGCUAUGAAUUCGUGGUGGGCACCUCCUUCAACGAGAGUCUGAUUCUGCCCACGGAAACCCCGAUUAAGAAGGGUCCCGGUCUUCCCAUCGUGGCCACCAGUACUCCAAAGCCAGUUAUUUCCACGCCAGCAACGCCAAGAACUGCAAAUCGCAAUCGUGGAAAAAUGGACAACAGCACGGAGUUGGCUAAGGCGGGAAUUCUGAGUACCGUGACCAACAGCAGUGGGGUUAGCGUGGAAUCACCCGGCGAGACGAAGACCAACCAGGUGGAGAUCUCCCCGGAGACUAUCAACACGCUGCUCAUCUGCAUCAUGACUUUGGCCGUGAUUGGCAUCGUCAUCGGCCUUAUUUGCCGCAAGGAUAUUGGUGGCAUCAAAACCAAAUGCUGCCGCACUAGCAAACCAGAGCCAAAGGAUCAGGUCCAUCCCACUGAGGAGAUACCAUUGAAUAAGCUAGCCUAAGAAAACUUCCCAAAAAACCAAAACAAACAAAGAAGAAAAGAGAAUCCUAUUCCUCCAUUUUUGAGAAAUAAUUCCAUUUUGCCGGCAUUUUUAUAGAAUAUAAAUAGGUAUACGUCGUGAAUAUGUAUAUGGCUAAUUAGUUAACUACUAUGACUCUGAUUUCAACUGUCGUGACACCUAAUUGUAGUUUCUAAACAUUGUUUGCCGCACAAAAGCUACCAGGAACAAAAUUACCCCUAUCCGCUGUUAGAUUUUAUUGUUUAAUCGGAGUAGGUUAAACAGCCUAGUCGCUUAGCGUUCUUUUCUUUAGGGAAGCAGCUCGGUAAAUGGGACCUUACACAAACUCCUGGCAUUGUUCUAGGUUUAGUUUCAAAUGAAAUUUCCAUCGCAACACUUAAAUUAAUGUAUCCACUAUAUACUUUAGUUCUUAGCAUUAGACAUUUGCCAAAAUACAAUAAAAAUGAUUAUUGUAAAUAGUAAAAAA
Drosophila rhopaloa is the source of this 2317-nucleotide messenger RNA. Its product is annotated as keratocan. Lineage: Eukaryota; Metazoa; Arthropoda; Insecta; Diptera; Drosophilidae. The transcript is spliced from 8 exons. The coding region runs from base 448 to 1833 and encodes 461 amino acids. Gene Ontology annotation, molecular function: protein binding. The record is from RefSeq and is a predicted model, not a curated record.